AUGUUGCCCAGUACUGCUUACGCUGCUGCUGUAGCAUAUCUGGCCGUCUCGCUGCCAGGGUUGUCCACUGCUGUCGAUCCCGAUGGCAACGGAAAUUCUUCCCCGCUCACUAUUGAAAAUACAGUUGAAGAUGCAGUGCAGGAACAGAUCCUAGACGCGCCGCUCAAAGGAGCCUCUCCUUCAAUCCGCCGUGCGUUGGGAGUUGGACUCGUCGUAGCGCUCGCCACAACGUUGUUCCUACUCCUGAAGUGCAUUCAGCGGUUGACCUCCUCGCAGGAGGCUGGCGGAGCGACCAGACGUCGGCUUGCGGACAAAGACAAGGAGCAAGAUGAAUGCGACAAGCUGGAGGAGGCAAUAGGAGGCGGUGGCGAAGAGAGUGAGGAAGAUGAGGAAUUGGCUGCCAUCGGUGGUGCAGAAGGACAGGAAGAUGAUGACGCAACCCCUACCGAUGAACUCGGGCAACUCACUCUGGACCCUGAUAGAUACGGUGAUGACCCGCUCUCGAACAUGGACGAUGGUUUCCACAGGACCCCCACACCAGAUCCGUUUGACGAUGGUACUGUUCCCACCCCAAAUGCCGGCCAGCCACUGCCCGAGCCAGAACCCGCAGUCACCCUGACGAAGAAAGAAGCGGAGGAAAGAGCCGCCGAAAUGCAGGAGGUGACCGACUUGAUUGCCGCGGGUAUGGAAGGAGGGAGUAGCGAAGCCGCCGGAGGGCGAACCCUUCGCGGCCUGUUGAAUCAGGCAUACUAUUGCCGUCAGAAGAACAAAAAUGCAGAAUUCGGAGAAGAUGUUCCGCAGGAACUCAUUGACAGGCUCAAAGACCUUGUGAAGGAAAUGGAGAAGCUUCUCUAUGUGCACCGUGGAGUUGGCAGCAAGCCUGAUGGCGUAGAUCCUAAUCCCAUUGUUGAAUUUCUUAAAGAAAGUGAAUCGGAUCGUGCCGAUGCUGAGGGCCAAUAA
Messenger RNA from Eimeria mitis, 960 nucleotides. RefSeq lists its product as uncharacterized. The transcript is spliced from 2 exons. Lineage: Eukaryota; Apicomplexa; Conoidasida; Eucoccidiorida; Eimeriidae. The record is from RefSeq and is a predicted model, not a curated record. The coding region runs from base 1 to 960 and encodes 319 amino acids.